Mesorhabditis spiculigera is the source of this 1116-nucleotide messenger RNA. The record is from the annotation of a GenBank genome assembly. Lineage: Eukaryota; Metazoa; Nematoda; Chromadorea; Rhabditida; Rhabditidae.
AUGUCGCCCCACCUUUUCACAUUUCUCAUCACCAAAUACCCAAAAUUUACGAAGAUCGCAAAAACUGGGCAAGAGCUAAACAUCUAUUCAACGAAUCCCUCAAAAGCCGAAGCAUUGCUCCAGAUGCUAACAGACAGUUUUGAUUACCUGGCUACCAUUUUUAAACCGGCUUAUCCACUCUCAAAACUAGAUAUUUUUCUUGAGCCGAGUAUUGGGUGGGCAAUGGAGCAUUGGGGAUUGAUUGUCUAUGGCGGCAAUCCGGAUCGAUCAAUAAUGCAACAUCUAGUGGCGCAUCAGUGGUUUGGGAAUUUGGUGUCUCCAUCAGCGUGGAAACAUGCAUGGUUGAGUGAGGGAUUCGCGACAUAUUGGGAGAAACAAGUCGCAAAAGAGGCCCCAGCAACGUUCGAACGUGAGCUGUAUAUCGUGAUUGACAAUGACCGUGGACUUGUACCAAUGGUAUUGGAGCCAUUCGUAACUUUGCGCGAUCUCGAACGCUAUCCUUGGCUGCGAUACGAGAAAGGGGCAUGCCUUUUGAAAAUGAUUGAGGGAAUGAUAGGACAACAGCCAUUGAUUGAUGCUAUGAAUAAAUACCUCGAAAAGUAUCAAUAUGAAGCCGUCGAAACGAGUCUAUUCUUUGAUGAGCUACUGUCGGCUUUUGAUAAAAUCAGGGAUAAAAUGGAUGGGAUAAGCAUUCAAGAGCUUGGAAAACAAUGGACCACGCAGCCGGGAAUCCCGACCAUCAGCGUCAGAAAGGGAAACGGCUCUUUUGUCCUAACCCAAAGCUCUUAUUACAAAAGCACUACAAAAUGGGAUAUACCGAUAUUCUUGUAUGAUCCGCAUUAUUGCACCGGUCCGGGAAUGAACGAAACGGUCACCUUCCAAUUCUUCAAAAAAGAAAUGACAGAACUUCACGUCGCAACCGAUAUGGCCGAUGAAAUGAUGACAUAUCUCGAAACGAGACACAACUAUCCAUGUCCACCGGCACACAGGGCACGACAUCUUCUAUCGGAUCUGAAACGAGAUAGAAAUGGAACAAUCGUAAAGAGGGCACUCGAUCUACUCAACAACAAACAUAAGGAAUUCCAGGAUUCAUUGGUGAAGCCCUUCUUUCGACGU